UCAGCCGGGCCAGCUGUGGAGUUGGUCGGCGUUGCCGGUACCUGCGCGGGUGUGCGGGCCGCUGCCCCGACAACGGCCCUCUGCGACUCUUGGUCCGUUUCUUCAUCCUGACGGGGAUCAACCUUCUCGACAUCGACUGACCGGCUCCGGGGAAGGGGACAGAUAUCCAGGACCCCUUCAUCUUCCUCUAGACGCCGAGCCCGGCAUUUGCGGCGUCCACCGUUGACAGUUUCGCCGGGCGUUUGCCACAUUGGAAAAUGGCUAAUGGACAGGACCGGGUAGUUGCUCUAGUGGACAUGGACUGUUUUUUUGUUCAAGUGGAGCAGCGGCAAAAUCCUCACUUGAGGAAUAAACCUUGUGCAGUCGUGCAGUACAAAUCAUGGAAGGGUGGUGGAAUAAUUGCAGUGAGUUAUGAAGCUCGUGCAUUUGGAGUCACCAGAAACAUGUGGGCAGAUGAUGCUAAGAAGUUAUGCCCAGAUCUUCUUCUGGCACAAGUUCGUGAGUCUCGUGGGAAAGCCAACCUCACCAAGUACCGGGAAGCCAGUGUGGAAGUGAUGGAGGUAAUGUCUCAUUUUGCUGUGAUUGAACGUGCCAGCAUUGAUGAAGCUUAUGUAGACCUGACCAGUGCUGUACAAGAGAGACUGCAAAAGCUACAAGGUCAGCCUAUCUCAGCAGACUUGUUGCCAACCACCUACAUUGAAGGAUUGCCCCAAGGCUCUACAACAGCAGAAGGGACAAUCCAGAAAGAGGAGAUGCGAAAACAAGGCUUAUCGCAAUGGCUUGAUUCCCUUCAGUUUGAUAACACCCCCUCUCCAGACCUACAGCUCACCGUGGGAGCAGUGAUUGUGGAGGAAAUGAGAGCAGCCAUCGAGAGGCAGACUGGGUUUCAGUGUUCAGCUGGGAUCUCACACAAUAAGGUUCUGGCAAAACUGGCCUGUGGACUACACAAGCCCAACCGCCAGACCCUGGUCUCACAUGGGUCAGUCCCACAACUCUUCAGCCACAUGCCUAUUAACAAAAUUCGUAGUCUUGGAGGGAAACUCGGGGCCUCUGUCAUUGAAAUCCUGGGGAUAGAAUACAUGGGUGAACUGACCCAGUUCACUGAAUCCCAGCUCCAGAGUCAUUUUGGAGAGAAGAAUGGAUCUUGGCUAUAUGCCAUGUGCCGUGGGAUCGAACAUGAUCCGGUUAAACCCAGGCAAAUACCCAAAACCAUUGGCUGCAGCAAGAACUUCCCAGGAAAGACGGCUCUGGCUACUCGGGAACAGGUACAAUGGUGGCUUUUGCAGUUAGCCCAGGAACUAGAAGAGAGACUAACAAAGGACCGAAAUGAUAAUGACCGGGUAGCCACCCAGUUGGCUGUGAGCAUUCGUGUACAAGGAGACAAACGUCUCAGCAGUCUGCGCCGCUGCUGUGCCCUUACCCGCUACGAUGCUCACAAGAUGAGCCACGACGCAUUUGCUGCCAUCAGGAACUGUAAUACUUCAGGAAUCCAAACCGAAUGGUCCCCUCCCCUCACAAUGCUUUUCCUUUGUGCUACCAAAUUCUCUACCUCUGCCCCUUCAUCUUGCACAGACAUCACCGUCUUCUUGAGUAACGACUCAAGUCCUCUGCCGAAGGUACCAAUUACCAGCCCAGAAAGUAAGACCCAGGGAAGUGGCCCUAUGGUGACAGCCACUAAGAAAGCAACCAAUCCUUUGGAAUCCUUUUUCCAAAAAGCCGCAGAAAAGCAGAAAGUCAAAGAAGCUUCACUUUCAUCUCCCACUGCCACUACCCAGGCCCUCAAAAACAACUCACCACGCAAGCUCUCAUUACCUUUCCAGACCAGCCAUACUACAGGAAUCGAGCCCUUCUUUAAGCAGAAAAGUCUGCUUCUGAAGCAGAAACAGCUUAAUAAUCCUUCCAUCUCCUUCCCUCCACAAAAUCCACAGCCUAGUCCUAAAAAGUUAAACAAUGUUCCAGCAGAAUGUCCAGAUUCUGCCCCCGUCUGUGAGGAGGUUUUGAAGCUAGAAUCCUGUAAAGCGACUCCUGCAGAGAUGAAUUUGGCCCAGAACAGCCCCAGUGGGCUUGCUCCUCUAACUCCCCAGUCUGCUCUGGAGGGGGCUCAGAAGACAACCACUGUCCCGAGUCUUCUGGCUGCUGAGGAUCAAGUGUCCUGUGAGAAGUGUGGUGGUCUGGUACCUGUGUGGGAGAUGCCGGAACAUAUGGACUACCAUUUUGCACUGGAGUUGCAGAAAUCCUUUUUGCAGCCCCACUCCUCAAACCCCCAGGUUGUUCCUGCCAGUUCUCCUCAAGGCAAAAGAAAUCCCAAAAGUCCUUUGGCCUCCAGUAAUAAACGCCCUAGGCCUGAGGGCAUGCAGACAUUGGAAUCGUUUUUUAAGCCAUUAACACACUAGUGCUGCCCUCAGGCUUGCUACAAGGUUUUAAUAUUUUAUUUAUAACCUGGGAAAUGGAAAUAUGUUCACUUUUCAAGGAAAUUCAUAACUUUAUAAAAAAUUUUGUAAGAAAAAUAAUGCACUUAAAUGCUGAGUUAAGGCUCCCAUCUCUUCGCCGGCAUGGAUCCUGAUUUCAUUGCUGACAGAGAUGUAAAAAUUCAUCUUCCAGAGAUACAACUGCUUUCAGUUUUUAAUUGCUAAGUGUUUAGGGAGGCAGUCAUAUAGGUAAAAAUGUGUGGACCUGGAGCCUCAGAGAUCUGGUUCCAAACCUGGUUCUGCCUCCUAAGUAUAUGGCGCUGAGCAAGUCACCUUCCUCACCUUUCCUCACCCUGAGAGAAUGAGCAAAAUAAAAUAAUGCCUUACAGGUCACUGAAGAUUAAAGUACUGUAGCACAGAAAAGGAACGGAGU
Myotis davidii is the source of this 2841-nucleotide messenger RNA. It is a transcript of the gene POLH, whose product is annotated as polymerase (DNA directed), eta. Gene Ontology annotation, molecular function: DNA-directed DNA polymerase activity; damaged DNA binding. The transcript has 11 exons. NCBI's taxonomy places the organism in Eukaryota, Metazoa, Chordata, Mammalia, Chiroptera, Vespertilionidae. Gene Ontology annotation, cellular component: site of double-strand break; replication fork; nucleus. The record is from RefSeq and is a predicted model, not a curated record. The coding region runs from base 258 to 2393 and encodes 711 amino acids. Gene Ontology annotation, biological process: error-prone translesion synthesis; response to radiation.